CACAUCUAUCCUUUUUCUCUGAGCUACUGUGAACUCGAUGUUUUGACAUGCGCUGAAUCACUUCAGAGAGAGUUUGUGCAUUUCUGUGAAAGGACAGAUUCAGCUUCUUUCUUAAAGGAAUCUGAAGACGAGCUGCUUGAUACUUGAACUUGGAUACUAAUGGCUUGGGUUUAACUAUUUUGUUGCUGUUUGUAUUUGUUGUUCUUCAUUCCUUCCUACCUCCUGCCUACCUCUUUAACCGAACUGACAAUGCGGGUGCUUCUGUUGGCUGCAGUCAUUUUACUAAAUAUCAGGUGCUCCAUGUGCGCCGAACCGAGAUCCAAAUGCCCAGAGCGCUGUGACGUGAGCGCGUGCCCGAGUCCGAGCUGCCCGAGCGGGUACGUGCCUGACCGCUGCGGCUGCUGCCUUGUGUGCGCGCGUGUUGAGGGGGAAUCGUGCGGACGCGCUCAUGACCUGGCCUGUGGAGAUGGACUGGAGUGUAAGCACCCCGCCGGGAAGCGCCUCUCCAAAGGCGUGUGCCAGUGCCGCUACAAUACCAAGGUGUGUGCCAGCGACGGUAAUACGUACGCCAACGUGUGCCAGCUGAAAGCCGCCAGCCGUAAAGCAUUGCAGCAAGGCCUGCCGGGACUGAGCACCGUUCACAAGGGGCCGUGUGAGACCAGCAAAGGUCCCACACACCCCAACAGCCCGAGGUACAAAUUCAACUUUAUUGCUGAUGUGGUGGAGAAGAUUGCCCCAGCUGUGGUACAUGUGGAGCUCUUUCUCAGCCACCCACUGUUUGGACGGACAGUGCCACUGUCGAGUGGCUCAGGGUUUGUGAUGUCAGAGACCGGGCUGAUAGUAACAAACGCACAUGUUGUUUCCACCAACACACCUGUGUCGGGUCGCCAGCAACUUAAAGUGCAGAUGCAUAAUGGAGAAAUAUACGACGCCACCAUUAAAGACAUCGAUAAGAAGUCUGAUAUCGCUACCAUCAAAAUCAACCCACAGAAAAAAUUGCAGGUCUUGUUGCUGGGUCAUUCGGCAGACUUGCGGCCUGGUGAAUUUGUAGUUGCCAUCGGAAGUCCGUUUGCUCUACAGAACACAGUGACCACGGGCAUCGUCAGUACCGCUCAGAGAGACGGCAAAGAGAUUGGCAUCCGGGACUCAGAUAUGGACUACAUACAGACUGAUGCCAUCAUUAAUUAUGGAAACUCAGGUGGCCCACUUGUCAACCUGGAUGGAGAAGUGAUUGGGAUUAACACACUGAAAGUGGCAGCAGGAAUCUCCUUUGCCAUUCCGUCAGACAGGAUAACUCAGUUUCUCAAUGACUCCAUGGGCAAGCAAAGCAAAGAAACAAGAUCAGUAAAAAAACGUUUCAUUGGAAUUCGAAUGCUUACUAUCACUGAAGCACUUGUGGAGGAGCUGAAGCAGCAGAACCCAGACUUCCCAGAUGUUACAAGUGGAAUCUAUGUUCAUGAGGUUGUUCCUCACUCUCCUGCUGAAAAAGGGGGCAUAAAGGACGGAGACAUCAUCGUUAAGCUGAACGGCCAUUCUCUGACCAGCACCGGCGAGCUGAAGGAUGCAUUAAUGGAGGACACAGCUUUGCUGCUGGAGGUCCGCAGGGGCAACGAUGACCUGCUCUUUAAUAUCGAACCUGAUGUCAUCAUGCAGUGAUUGAUUCAUGUCGCUCACAAAUCUCCUUUUAUUUAAUAAUGCAGGGACAAACGGGAAAAUGCAAUUAAACCAGGCAGUUUAAGCCUUAAAGGGUUAGGGUUUGUUACAACUUACUAUGGAGCACUAUAAACCAGAACUAAGUAGGAUUUUUCCUGCUGUUACAGUACUCGUUUUACAAUACUUGUCUUACAUGGCAGCCAUCAGGAUAAGGCUAAAUACUGUACAUAUAUGAAUAAAAUUGUAAGAACGUGUAUUAUAUAAUUUGUGUUAUAAAGGAACAAUGACAAUUUCAGUACUGUACUGCUUUAAUGACAAUGCUGAGAAUGUUGAAAAGCAGCUAGAUUUGUUCCAGGCACCAUUCCACAGACAGUGCAAAGCAGAGUGAGCAGAUGUAGAGCAUAUGUGGUGAUAUGAUCAAAAAAUGGGAUUGAAAGUACUCUGCCCUAGCACAUUGUAAUAAAUGUGAUCAAUACAUCCUAUUGCUGUUCACUUUAUACCUGUUAAUGUUUUAUAUCUACUUUUGUAACUUUUGUACGCAGUUUUUUAAGUCAAAAUGUUUACAAUUGUGUCUUUUGGUUUGCUCCAAUAAAAACAGA
Molecule: messenger RNA, 2252 nt
Organism: Trichomycterus rosablanca
Lineage: Eukaryota; Metazoa; Chordata; Actinopteri; Siluriformes; Trichomycteridae
Gene: htra3b
Product: HtrA serine peptidase 3b
Exons: 9
Coding region: 250-1656 (468 amino acids)
Biological process (GO): proteolysis
Cellular component (GO): extracellular region
Molecular function (GO): serine-type endopeptidase activity; protein binding
Source: RefSeq, a predicted model, not a curated record